This is a messenger RNA of Triticum urartu, 644 nucleotides long. RefSeq names its product RING-H2 finger protein ATL39-like. The record is from RefSeq and is a predicted model, not a curated record. NCBI's taxonomy places the organism in Eukaryota, Viridiplantae, Streptophyta, Magnoliopsida, Poales, Poaceae.
GCUGCGACUCCACCAAGCCAAUGGCUCAGCCUGAGGACAGGAUCAUCGCCGGCGUCUUCAUCGGCAUCGUGGCCUCCCUGCUCGUGUCCAUCAUCGUGUGCAGCCUGUGCCGGGGCCACCGCAACGGCACCGCGGCGGCCGCCCGGGCGCGGCCACUGCCGGAGCGUGGUACAGUCACCACUACCGUGCGCAUCGACCAGCGGCAGCUUCGCCAGGCCUGCGCCGCCGGCGCGACGGCCGGGCUCCCGGCGUUCACGUACAGCCUGUCGGUGAAGCACAACGUGACGGGCGGAGGGGAGGAGGCGGCGACGUGCUCGGUGUGCCUCGGUGCGCUGCAGCUAGGAGACAGGGUGCGGCUGCUGCCGGCGUGCCUGCACGUGUACCACGCGGAGUGCAUCGACCCGUGGCUGGGCGCGCACUCGACGUGCCCGAUCUGCCGCUCCGACACUGACCCGGCCACGGGCGUUGGCCGGCUACCACCUGCUUAGGCUUUUGCGUGGCGAGGGACGAGCAUAGUACGUACUGCUUUACAGGUUCACACUGAAUAGCUGUCACGGUGACGAGUGUAACAUUGUUGCAUUCAUUUAUUUGCUUCCUACGCAUUUGAAAAUUAAGUAAACUUUAGUAUCUAAGCGACUGGGCAG